AUGGGUGGUAAAACAGCCCCAGAAGAAGAUCUCUUAAACGAUGUUUGCAGGGAAGUAGUCGAGAAGUGGUCUGAAUCUCAGAUUGUUGACGCCAAAGAGAAAAAAGAAGAUGAGAUCCAAGCAAUUGCCAGCAUGAUGGAGAAGCAGGCCAAGCUUGUAGUGAAGCCGAAGGAGGUCUCCCAGGAAGAGAAGCAAAGGAAGGCUGCCCUCCUGGCCCAGUAUGCUAAUGUGACAGAUGAGGAGGAUGGUGAGGAUGAACAGGAUGGAUCCAGUGCAACAGCAAUAAAUAUUGGAUCGGAAAAAUCUUUGUUCCGAAACACAAAUGUGGAGGAUGUCUUGAAUGCCAGAAAACUGGAACGGGAGCUGUUGCGAGAUGAGUUCCAGAAGAAGAAAGAGCAAGACAAACUCCAGCGAGAGAAGGAUAAACUAGCCAAGCAAGAGCGGAAGGAAAAGGAGAAGAAAAGGACACAAAAAGGAGAACGGAAGCGAUAGCUGUGGUUUUUCAGUUGGACUCUGAAAGGAUAAAAUUAAUUAUGAAUAUGGUGUGUGUUUAAAAAGCAACAGAAAUUCUGGGCACGUGGCUGGUGAGUGGGUCUUUGGAAGCAUUUCCUCUUACAUUUACAUAGCAAAAAAGAAAUUUCAAACCUCUUUAACUCCAGAUGUGCCAUGUGCUUGUGGUGUCAAACGUCCCAGUCAGUUAUUGUGGCCAAUGUCUGUACCAAAGAAUGGUGAAGUGAUUAUGUCUGUGUUUCAAAUUGAUCAAUUUUACUUCUAACUGCUUUAAGCGAAGCAAAACAAGAUGUAGGAAAGGGCUUCCAAACUGGCUGCAUCCUCACGCUAGCCUAGGAUUUGCAGCAACAGCAUGUUUUGAUUUGAGAAUAGAGCAAAGCCCCUUUCUGACUUGUAAUUAAGCACAUGCUGCUACAGGGUGGAUGUGAAUUUACAGGGUGGAGCCUUGAAAAAUGUAUUUGCAAAUACAUUUAUGUCUGCUGCCAAGAGCAAUGCUAUGUUUUUAUUCUGACUGAACUGAAAGAGCAGGGUUUGGCUCUGACCUCAGCAAUGGUAAAUGCUGUUCUACAGCGAUAGAAAGGAAAUCUUAUGAAAUAUAUAUGAGUUCCAGCUAUGAGAUUGCUUCACCUACAGGCUCUUGGUAAAGGAAAUGCUACAGUGAUCUGAAUAUCAGAUAGAGCAGUUGCAAAUUGCUCAAGUCCUAAUACUGUCUUACGGCUUGAUGCUGGUAGCUAGAAGAUGGUGCUCCCCGAUGUGGAUGAACAUCAACUGUUAUUCCUACAGUAGUGCCAGGGCAAACGCUUUAAUGCCAGCUCAGUGCUGAGCAGCUGUGGCUGUAACUGAUUUUUACAAGCUGGUUUACAAGCUGGUCAUCUCCUGCCUGGCUCAGCUGCUUGUAGGAGCUGUCCUAGCUGGGGGAAAGCAGCAAGGUUUGAACAUUUCCCUUGCCCACAGAAGGGCUAGUUACCUGUGAUUUUUUCAGCCUCCUUCAUGAAAGUCUCACCUGCCUCUGGAAAGGAGAACACUAACUUCUGUGAACUGCACCUAAAGGAAGACCUGCAGCACUUCAGGGUUGCGGGGGGAACCGGUGUGCCCCAUCCACGUGCUGCUUUGUGCUCUGGCCACUGUGUUCACUUGCAAGACUUGUUUUUGAGGAUGGGCAGGUUUUGACCAGCUGUUGAUGGUAACUGUCCUUAUCACCUGCUUUCAGCACCAGUCUGAUUAAAGGUUAAUGCAUCCUGUUUAACUGCUGCAAGUGUGAGUAGCUGCUUUAUCUUUGGACUUGAAUAGUAAAACUGGUUGGCCAAGAGA
This is a messenger RNA of Struthio camelus australis, 1821 nucleotides long. Lineage: Eukaryota; Metazoa; Chordata; Aves; Struthioniformes; Struthionidae. The record is from RefSeq and is a predicted model, not a curated record.